GCCCGCUUUUAUUAAAUCGAUUUCUCGAGUUCAAGAUGUCGCCCACAAUCGAUCAGUUGAUAAUCGAGAGUGAGUCAUCAACUAAAAUCGAGUAGUCGAAUCUUCUGUCCCAAAAAAUAUUCAAUCGGGUUAAAUAAACCCCAUAAUUAAUACAUCAAAUAGGUAUCGGGUGUUGCUAGUGCUGCUGGUGGACGAAAGCGGCGACACGGAGUAGGCAACGAGAGCAAACUACAAGUGAGCCAGUAAAAGAGUGACGAAGCGGGACACAAAAGAAAGACAAUCUUUUAAAUUUAUUCCGCAUUCAAAAUAAUCCUGAUUAUCAUAAAUUGCCGAUAAAUCGCAGAGUUAAUUAUCUAAACUAGUACUACGAUUGCAGAAAGGGAACAUAAAAACGGCUUUUUUGUGGUCCGAUGUCUAGUGCUGAGGUGGUGGAGAGUUCCGUUGACCCUCCAGCCAAGAAGCGACGCGUUGCUGCUACAACAGGAGGUGCCGACGACUCAUAUAAAACCCCGAUAAUGGCCAAAAAUGGCUCCAAUCCACCUGCUGGAGGCGGAGUUGAUGGCAGUGGAAGUGCUGGUGGUGGCGGAGCAACAACCAGCGGUGACAUCGACGAGGGCUUGUAUUCACGACAACUCUACGUACUUGGUCACGAUGCCAUGAGACGCAUGGCCUCAUCAGAUGUCCUGAUAUCAGGCCUCGGUGGUCUUGGUGUCGAAAUCGCUAAGAAUGUUAUCCUUGGAGGUGUCAAAUCAGUGACACUCCAUGACAACCGUUUGUGUACGAUCGCAGAUCUAGGCUCACAGUUCUAUCUCACCGAAGCGGACAUUGGUAAAAAUCGCGCUGUCGCUUGCUACCAGCGUUUGUCUGAGCUGAAUAAUUACGUACCCACUCGCUACCACGAGGGAGAGCUGGAUGAGGAGACAAUUAAAAAAUUCAAAGUCGUCGUGCUCACUGAGACAACUCUGGAUGAUCAGUUGCGUAUAGCAGAGAUAACUCGUGCCAAUGACAUCGCUCUGAUAAUCGCAGACACUCACGGUCUAUUCGCUCAGGUAUUUUGUGACUUCGGACCAGCAUUUACUGUAGUUGACACUACUGGUGAGCCACCGGUCAGUGCGAUGAUCGCAAGCAUUUCUCGCGAUGCCGAGGGUGUUGUCACUUGUCUAGAUGACACUCGUCAUGGUAUGGAAGACGGGGACUAUGUUACUUUCUCCGAGGUCCAAGGAAUGACUGAAAUAAACGGGUGUGAGCCGAAAAAAAUUAAAGUCCUUGGUCCAUAUACAUUUUCCAUUGAUGACACGUCGUCAUUCAGUGAAUACGAACGCGGUGGUAUUGUCACUCAAGUGAAAAUGCCCAAGACAAUUAACUUCAAGCCACUGAAAGACGCUCUGGUACAGCCGGAAUUUAUCAUCACCGACUUCGGUAAAUUUGAUUACCCAGAGCAGCUUCACUUGGCAUUCAUUACUCUCCAUGAGUACGUAAAGACUCGGGGUAAAUUACCCCGUCCUUGGAACCAGGAAGACGCAGACGCAUUUAUGGCACUCGUGGAAACAGUGAAAGAAAAACACGGUAUCGCUACUGAAGUUAAUAAGGAAUUGCUGGAGACGUUCGCUAAGAUAUCUGCUGGUAAUUUGAACCCAAUCAAUGCAACCAUUGGUGGUAUUGUUGCUCAAGAAGUUAUGAAAGCUUGCUCAGGUAAAUUUUCACCAAUUUACCAGUGGUUGUACUUCGACGCUAUUGAAUGCUUGCCUCAAGAUCGUUCUGAAAUAACAGAAGAAGACUGCAUGCCCACAAACUCCCGUUAUGACUCGCAAAUCGCUAUAUUUGGUCGUAAAUUCCAGUCUAAAAUCGGUGCGCUCAAGUACUUUGUCGUGGGAGCUGGAGCUAUUGGUUGUGAACUGUUGAAAAAUUUUGCUAUGCUUGGUGUAGGCGCUGAAAAUGGUUGUGUUACAAUAACUGACAUGGAUCUCAUUGAAAAGUCUAAUUUAAACCGUCAAUUUUUAUUCCGACCCUCCGAUGUACAAAAAGCUAAAUCAUCAACAGCUGCACGUGUUGUUAAAGCGAUGAAUCCCAGUAUGAAUGUUAUCGCUCAUGAAAAUCGAGUUGGAACUGAGACUGAGAAAGUUUACAACGAUGAGUUCUUUGAAGUACUGGAUGGUGUAGCAAACGCUCUAGAUAACGUAGACGCGCGUAUUUACAUGGACCGUCGGUGUGUUUAUUACAGAAAACCGUUGCUGGAAUCUGGUACACUGGGAACUAAAGGUAAUACUCAAGUGGUUGUUCCUUUUCUCACUGAAUCUUACAGUUCAUCUCAAGACCCACCGGAAAAAAGUAUACCCAUCUGUACAUUGAAGAACUUCCCCAAUGCUAUCGAACACACUCUGCAGUGGGCGAGGGACAAUUUCGAAGGAUUGUUCCGUCAGAAUGCCGAGAACGCUGCCCAGUACAUCAAUGAUCCUCAGUUUGUUGAGAGAACUCUUAAGCUGCCAGGUGUCCAACCACUAGAAGUUUUAGAGCUGGUGAAAACGGCUUUAGUUGACGAGCGACCUAAGACAUUUGUUGACUGCAUCAUCUGGGCACGUCACCAUUGGCAGGAGCAGUACAACAACCAGAUCCGUCAGUUGCUUUUCAAUUUCCCACCGGACCAAGUGACAUCAAGUGGCCAGCCGUUCUGGUCUGGACCCAAACGUUGUCCAGUUCCACUUGAGUUUGACGUAAAUGAUCCACUUCACUUGGACUACGUCGUAGCCGCUGCGAAUCUUAAGGCUGCUGUUUACAACAUGCCACCCAACCGCAAUCGUGAUGAAAUAGCCCGCAUUGCCAGCAGCAUUGAAGUCCCGCCAUUUACUCCUAAAUCAGGAGUAAAAAUUGCAGAGACUGACGCUCAGGUCCAGGUUUCCAAUGGAAGCGGCAGCGUCGAUCACGAACGAUUGAGUCAACUAAUUGACGAGCUGCCGAAACAAAAUGAAAUAAAAGAUCUUGUCAUAAAUCCUCAAGAUUUUGAAAAAGAUGACGACACUAAUUUCCACAUUGACUUCAUUGUCGCAGCUUCAAAUCUACGCGCUAGUAAUUAUCGUAUCCCACUGGCAGACAGACACAAGAGUAAGUUGAUUGCUGGUAAAAUAAUACCCGCUAUUGCAACAACAACAUCAGUCGUAGCUGGACUCGUUUGUCUUGAGUUAAUAAAAUUAACACGUGGUAUUAAAGAUUUAUCACUUUACAAAAACGGUUUUGUAAAUCUCGCUCUGCCGUUCUUUGGAUUCUCCGAGCCAAUUUCAGCGCCGAAGCUCAAGUACUACGACAAAGAAUGGACUCUGUGGGACAGAUUUGAAGUCAAAGGAGAACUUACUCUCAAAGAAUUCUUGGAUUACUUCAAAAACCAACACAAUCUUGAGGUCACGAUGCUGUCUCAGGGUGUCUGCAUGCUCUACUCAUUUUUUAUGGCUAAAGUCAAGUGUCAGGAACGCAUGGGACUGCCUAUGUCUGAGGUCGUCAAAAAAGUGUCCAAGAAAAAACUAGAGCCACAUGUACGCGCUCUUGUUUUUGAACUAUGCUGCAAUGAUGAGAACGGCGAAGACGUCGAAGUUCCUUACGUUCGCUACACUCUGCCUUGACUUUACUAAAUUGCGAUCCACAUAAAUUCAUUAUUAUUAUAAUAAAUAAUUAUUCAACUGAUUAGUCCAUAGUCAUUUAUACAAAUUUAUAUAUUAUUAUAAUUAUAAUCUUAAUAAUUAUACAAUUAAGGGGGAAACGGGUCUGAGAUACAAAAAAAAGAGGAUAUUGUUGUGAUUUUUUUUUCAGAGUACCUUCGUUAUUAAAAUUCUCAAAGUUUGUGACAAUAUUAAGCAACACUCCAAGAAUAUUCUGCUAAAUUUUCAUAAAAAAAUAUUGAAAAUUAAGUCUGUGGUAGUGGGGAGAGACGAGUCACUUAAAAAAAGUCUCCAUGCCGUAGGCAGGAUAACUCAUGACUACCCUAUCUGUCAAAAAACCAAAAAAAUUUCUUUAGUACAUAAGUUUAUCUUGGAUUUGAACAAAGGAAUAAACAAAAUAUUCAUUUUUGGAUUUUUGCUAAAGGUGCAAUCAAUAAUUGCUCUUUUUGCUCAAUUAAAAAAUAAGUAGUUAUUGAAAAGAAUAAUCCUUCGUUCAAAUCUAAGAUAAACUUAUGUACUAAAGAAAUCUUUUUGGUUUUUUGAUUUCCGAUGAAGCAGUCAUGAGUUACCCUCCGUACGGCAUGGAGACUUUUUUUAAGUGACUCGUCUCUCCCGACUACCACUGGCUUAUUUUUCAAUAUUUUUUUUUGAAAAUUUAGCAGAAUAUUCUUGGAAUGAUGCUGAAUAAUGUCACAAAUUUUUAAAAUUUUAAUGACGAACGUACUCUGAAAAAAAAAUCACAAAAUAUCCUCUUUUUUGUAUCUUAGACACCUUUCUCCCCUUAAAUAAAGUAAUUGUAUGAAAAAAAAAAAAAAAAAAAAUGUAUUGAGUUUAAAACGAGUGCUUAAAUUUUUUAGUAACUUUAUUUUGAUAAUUUACAUUUUUCUACACGUGUGAUUAUUGACAUAUGCGCAUUAAUUAUUGAAAAUAAUAUUUUAUUAUUGAUACUAAUAGAUUUUUGAAGAAUAAUUAAUAGAUAAAUAAAGAUACCUUUUUUUUUAUGUAAUCGUCAACAAACUUGGACUUUUCGCGUGAGAAUAUGUGGACUUUCUUGGCAAUUAUAUAUAUAGAUUAAUAUGUAAAUUAAUGAUAACAUUAAUAAUAAAUGAAAAAUGAUAAUAGAGUAAAUUCAAAAAUUUUUAGGCACUGCUAGAUACCAGCGAUGGUAAAUUUACAGCCAUUUAAAACGAAUAUUGAAUAUAUUAAUGAAAAUAUAUAAGAGUGAAUUAAUAAAAAUAAUUGAUUAUUUAUCAAUUAGAUGAAAGCAAAAAAAAUUCUUGCCUCAGUAAAAGAAAAAAAUUUUUUUUAAGUAUUCAGCUACAAUUUUUAAAUGAAAAUUGUUAAUCAUAUCGAUAAUUUUUGUCAUUUUAAUAAAAAUAAAGUAAAGAAGAAAAUAUAAGAUUUUAUUUUCGAAGAGACUAAAAAUGUUUUUCAGGUGCAACAAAUUAAAGUAGAUUUAAUUUUGUACAAAAAAAAAUAUGUUUGACAGUUUGGUAUUCAUUCAAAAGGAUUAUUUAAUUUGAACUUGUGGAUUAUUGAAUAUUUUGAUUGAUAUAGUGAUGAAUAAUAUGGAAAUA
This is a messenger RNA of Microplitis mediator, 5224 nucleotides long. RefSeq names its product ubiquitin-like modifier-activating enzyme 1 (gene Uba1). Bases 411 to 3611 code for a protein of 1066 amino acids. Gene Ontology annotation, biological process: protein sumoylation. The transcript is spliced from 4 exons. Gene Ontology annotation, molecular function: SUMO activating enzyme activity. Gene Ontology annotation, cellular component: SUMO activating enzyme complex; cytoplasm. NCBI's taxonomy places the organism in Eukaryota, Metazoa, Arthropoda, Insecta, Hymenoptera, Braconidae. The record is from RefSeq and is a predicted model, not a curated record.